GUGGGGAAGCUGUCACCACCGCUGUCACCAGGGCAACAGUGGUCUUCGAUCUCGUCACAGACGUAGCGGCAUGCCAGCAGACUGCAGCGAGAGUGGGCCCUCGGCUAGUGGAAGAGGGCUGGAUAGAGAUGCUCCAACCCAUACCCAAUGCACGACAUGCGAUAACGCCGACUCUGCAGAACUCUAUAGGCCGUAUGGUCUUGGCCUUAUGUGA
Messenger RNA from Perkinsus marinus ATCC 50983, 214 nucleotides. RefSeq lists its product as hypothetical. The annotation marks the transcript as partial. The record is from RefSeq and is a predicted model, not a curated record. Lineage: Eukaryota; Perkinsozoa; Perkinsida; Perkinsidae. The transcript has 2 exons.